Messenger RNA from Opisthocomus hoazin, 1371 nucleotides. RefSeq names its product phospholipase A1 member A (gene PLA1A). The record is from RefSeq and is a predicted model, not a curated record. Gene Ontology annotation, biological process: lipid catabolic process. NCBI's taxonomy places the organism in Eukaryota, Metazoa, Chordata, Aves, Opisthocomiformes, Opisthocomidae. Gene Ontology annotation, molecular function: glycerophospholipid phospholipase A1 activity.
AUGGCUGAGGAUCUGAAGAGAAAGCUGCUCACCGUUCUUGCUGUCGUCUCGCUGAUCAGCUCAGCACAAGCAGGGAAUACAGACAGACUCUCAAAGCAUAACUGCACUGACUUCCAGACAGCACACUUCUUACGGGGCCAUAAACUUAAGGUCCAGUUUCUCCUGUUCACCUCCACAAGCCCCAGCUGUGGGGAGCUGAUUCUAGCUGACAAUGGCAUCAAGAACUCCAGCUUCAACAGCAGCCUGGAAACCAAGAUCAUAAUCCAUGGCUUCAGGGCUUUGGGUACCAAACCUUCCUGGAUUGAAGGGCUCGUCCUUGCCAUACUGCACACAAGUGAGGUGAACGUGAUCGCAGUAGACUGGGUUUAUGGGUCUACAGGAGCCUAUCGCUCCGCAGUGGAAAAUGUCACACAGCUGGCCCUCUCCAUCUCACAAUUCAUCAGCAAGCUCCUGGCCCUGGGAAUCUCAGGGACUUCCAUCCACAUCAUUGGGGUAAGCCUUGGUGCGCAUGUCGGGGGCCUGGUGGGGCACUUCCAUGGCGGUCAGCUGGGACGGAUAACAGGCCUGGAUCCCGCAGGCCCUAAGUACACUGGAGCCAGCCCUGAGGAACGUCUGGACCCUGGGGAUGCCCUCUUUGUGGAAGCCAUUCAUACUGAUGCUGACAAUUUUGGGAUCCGGAUUCCUGUAGGCCACAUCGAUUAUUUCGUCAAUGGAGGCAAAGAUCAGCCAGGAUGCCCCCGGUUCAUCUCUGCAGGCUAUAAGUAUCUGAUCUGUGAUCACAUGAGGGCAGUACAUCUCUAUGUCAGCGCCUUGAGACAUUCCUGUCCGAUGGUGGCGUUCCCCUGUACAAGUCAUCAGGAUUUUUUGAAUGGAUCUUGCCUGGACUGUGCUGACCCCUUCCUGUUCUCCUGUCCCAGAAUAGGCCUGCUGGAGCAGGCAGGUGUCAACAUGAGAAAGCUGCCCAAAGAAGUGAAAGUUUAUUUAAUGACCAGUCCCACAGCCCCAUUCUGUGUCCACCACAGCCUGGUUGAGUUCCACUUACAGAAGAAAAGAAACAGAGUCACCAGCAUUGAGAUCACUUUCUGCAGCAACAGCACCAAGGACACCGCGAAGAUCACCAUACCUAAGUACCAGGAGAUGGGCAAACGGCUGCUGGCCCAUAGAGUUCCCCUCUGCCAGAUAAACAGUGUGACCCUGAAGUAUAUCCCCAAGAAUCGGUUUUGGAGGAAGGAUGAGUCAUCCAUUGUCGGCAAGUUCUGCGUAGCCCUGCUGCCUCUGGACAGCAACAGGACAGUGUCAUGCCUGCCCUGGAACCUCACUCUCCCCAGCAACGCAGACAUCUCCUGCGAGCUGCCCGCUGCUUGUGCCUAG